This is a messenger RNA of Ostrinia furnacalis (Asian corn borer), 1693 nucleotides long. Its product is annotated as threonylcarbamoyladenosine tRNA methylthiotransferase. Gene Ontology annotation, biological process: tRNA methylthiolation. The transcript is spliced from 8 exons. Gene Ontology annotation, molecular function: tRNA (N(6)-L-threonylcarbamoyladenosine(37)-C(2))-methylthiotransferase activity; 4 iron, 4 sulfur cluster binding. The record is from RefSeq and is a predicted model, not a curated record. Lineage: Eukaryota; Metazoa; Arthropoda; Insecta; Lepidoptera; Crambidae. Gene Ontology annotation, cellular component: endoplasmic reticulum. The coding region runs from base 35 to 1660 and encodes 541 amino acids.
GUCAAAAAAAAAUUAAAGCAUUGUUUCCAGCAAAAUGCCCGAGGCUUUUUCUGAAUUUAUAGACGAUAUUGAGGACCUAAUAUCCUCCCAAGACAUCACUCCGAAGGAGCGAUAUGCUAGCCGAAAGAAUGUGAGCGUUCGGUCCAGGAAAAGGGACGCGAAAAGCGAAUCGGAACCAGUUGAAAAGGUUAUACUGGAGAGUGUUGUCCCAGGAACCCAAACAAUCUACGUUAAAACAUGGGGGUGCGCUCACAACAACUCCGACUCAGAGUACAUGGCCGGCUUGCUGGCGGCGCACGGCUACAAACUGACGGAAGACAAGUGGCAAGCGCAGCUGUGGCUGCUCAACUCUUGUACCGUCAAGAGCCCUUCUGAAGACCAUUUCAAGAAUGAAGUGGAAUUAGGCCAAAGCCGUGGAGUGCACGUGGUAGUGGCUGGUUGCGUGCCGCAGGGGGCGCCGCGCUCCAGUUACUUAGCCCGUCUCAGCGUGGUGGGCGUGCACCAGAUUGAUAGGAUUGUGGAGAUCGUCGAGGAGACACUGAAAGGCCACACAGUCCGCCUCUUCGGCCAGAGAAAAACAGAGGAAGGUCGCAAAGCGGGCGGCGCCUCGCUCCUCCUACCAAAAGUCCGCAAGAACCCUCUCAUAGAGAUCAUCCCGAUCAACACGGGCUGUCUCAACCAAUGCACCUACUGCAAGACCAAGCACGCGAGAGGAGAACUCGGGAGCUACCCUCCUGAAGAGAUUGUGGAGAGGGCGCGACAGUCUUUUAAAGAGGGAGUUGUGGAGAUAUGGCUGACUAGCGAGGAUACAGGCACAUACGGUCGCGACAUCGGCACAUCACUCCCCGAGUUGCUGUGGAAGCUAGUAGAAGUGAUUCCUGAAGGCUGCCGGCUGCGACUUGGCAUGACUAACCCGCCCUACAUCCUUGAGCACUUGGCAGAAGUGGCCAAGAUUAUGCACCACCCGCGAGUGUACAAAUUCCUACACGUCCCAGUGCAGUCCGGCAGUGAUCAGGUGCUAGCAGACAUGAAGAGAGAAUAUUCUAGAGCCGACUUUGAGCAUGUUGUCGAAUUUCUAAGAACACACGUGCCCGGUAUGACGAUCGCGACAGACAUCAUCUGUGGCUUCCCGACGGAGACGGAGCGCGACUUUGAAGACACUCUCCGGUUGUGCGACAAGUACCGGUUCCCUUCGCUGUUUAUUAACCAGUUCUUCCCGAGGCCCGGGACUCCGGCCGCUAAGAUGACCCGGGUGCCAGGCCAAGAAGUAAAGAAACGCACCAAGCAGCUCUCCGAACUGUUCCGCUCCUACGAACCGUACGGCCACAAAGUGGGCGAGACACAAGAGGUCCUUGUAACAGACGUGUCGCAUGACAAAAACUACUUCGUGGCCCACAACGAGUUCUACGAACAAGUCCUCGUGCCAAAAGAAGACAAAUACAUGGGAAAAAUGGUCACAGUCAAAAUAACGGACGCAACGAAAUUCUCCAUGAUGGGUCAGCCCAUAGACAAACCUAAGAUGGCGGGCUUGACAGCGCCGCUCAAGAAGGGGGAAGUGUCAGGCGUCUGUCAAAAGAGCGAAACCAAUACGUCGAUACCGAUACCGAUUGUGGUUUUGAUGUUUGCAGUGUUUUUAAGAUUGAUCUGGAUGUUUUUAUAGUUGUACAGAAAUAUAGUUUAUAUUUUAAGAUAA